UCAUCCCGCCGCGAGAUGGCGCAACUAGUUUGAGAAAUAACGUCAUGACGUAUCGUUGACUGGCGAAUUUCGGUUAUAUUUCCGUGGGACAUGGCUUUUUGUUCAAUGUGCAGCUAAACUAAUCGCUUUCGAGUACUUGAUAACAACCUACUAUUAAAACUGGUAACAACAAUGUCGCUUUAUGAUGACCUCGGCGUGGGUGCGAGCGACACCAAAACCGAAGGAUGGUCCAAAAACUUCAAGCUGUUGCAGUCUCAGCUGAAGGUGAAAAAGGCAGCGUUGACCCAAGCUAAGACUCAUCGGACAAAGCAGACUACGGUUUUGGCUCCAGUCAUCGAUUUAAAACGAGGAGGUCCCAGUGAAGACAGGCAAAUCCCAGACACUCCUCCCCAUGUCGCGACUGGAAUCAAGGAGCCCGCGCCCUCAGGAUUCUCCGCCGGAGAUGUGCUGAUCCCGCUCGCCGACGAGUACGACCCCAUGUUUCCAAAUGACUAUGAGAAAGUGAUGAAGCGGCACAGGGAGGAUCGACAGCGGCAGAGAGAGCAGGAGCGCCAGAAGGAGAUGGAGGAUAGAGAAAAAAAAAGAAAAGACAGGCACGAAGGAGGAGCGCCGAGUGGCUUCUCCAGAUUCCCCACAGCGGAGGAGGACUCUGAUGAGGAGGAGGAUUACGAGAAGGAGCGGCGGAAACGAAGUAUGGGCGGUGCUGCUAUUGCACCGCCUUCGUCGCUGGUGGACAGAGAUGGCUCAUCCGGAUACUCGUACGAGGAUGAAGGUCGUCCCACCAGAGGUGCAAAGGCCGCCAUUCCCCCGCCCAUGUACGAGGAGUCGGACCGCUCGCGUUCACCGCCCUUACCGACCAGUUCCUUCCUGGCCAACAUGGGGGGUACCGUCGCCCACAAAAUCAUGCAGAAAUACGGCUUCAAGGAGGGCCAAGGCCUGGGCAAGCACGAGCAGGGCCUGAGCACGGCUCUGUCUGUGGAGAAGACAAGCAAACGGGGUGGAAAGAUCAUCAUCGGGGAUGCGCUGGAAAAACCAGGGACCCUGCCGCCAGUUGCCCCCGAGACCCCCGGAGGAGCAGCCGAUGGCAAGAAGUCUGACGCGAACCCGCUCACAGAAAUCCUGAAAUCCCCUACCAAAGUGGUCCUCCUGAGGAACAUGGUGGGACGAGGAGAGGUGGACGAUGACCUGGAAGGAGAGACCAAAGAAGAGUGCGAGAAAUAUGGAAAAGUGAUUAAAUGCGUCAUUUUUGAGAUUGCUGAAGUUCCCGACGAUGAAGCAGUCAGGAUAUUUCUGGAGUUUGAAAGGGUGGAGUCGGCCAUUAAAGCCGUGGUGGACCUGAACGGACGGUAUUUUGGCGGGCGAGUCGUCAAAGCCUGCUUCUACAAUCAAGACAAAUUUCGUGUUUUCAACCUGGGAGAGUAGUCAUUUUCUGUCAUGUUUUGUACAUACAUCUAUUUUGUGUAUCGCUGUGUAGGUUUUUUUUUGUUUUGUUUUGUUCAAAACCUGAAUACAAAAUGGUAACGAAUUAAAUGGUUGAAAUUCAAAGUCC
Corythoichthys intestinalis (scribbled pipefish) is the source of this 1549-nucleotide messenger RNA. It is a transcript of the gene rbm17, whose product is annotated as RNA binding motif protein 17. NCBI's taxonomy places the organism in Eukaryota, Metazoa, Chordata, Actinopteri, Syngnathiformes, Syngnathidae. The transcript has 13 exons. Gene Ontology annotation, biological process: mRNA cis splicing, via spliceosome; alternative mRNA splicing, via spliceosome. Bases 172 to 1422 code for a protein of 416 amino acids. Gene Ontology annotation, molecular function: RNA binding. Gene Ontology annotation, cellular component: precatalytic spliceosome. The record is from RefSeq and is a predicted model, not a curated record.